UUUGAUCUUACCUGUUCCUCUAUCCAGCCGCGCGCUGUCUUCCCGGCUUCUGUAGUGUCGGCGCUCGGCAUGACAGCCGGGUGCCCAGUGCGCAUGAGCGAGAAGCACUUGCUCUUUGUGAUUGGUCCGGCGGCUUCUGGGAUCUGUCAUGUGUCCCAGGUACCGCCUUACCAUUCACAAAAAUGCGCACUUGGCACCCGGCUGUCAAGCCCAGCGCCACUACAGAAGCCGGGAAGACAGCGCGCCGCUGGAUAGAGGAACAGGUAAGGUCCCGCUGCAGAGCUGA
Molecule: messenger RNA, 286 nt
Organism: Staurois parvus
Lineage: Eukaryota; Metazoa; Chordata; Amphibia; Anura; Ranidae
Source: the annotation of a GenBank genome assembly